Penicillium pulvis is the source of this 987-nucleotide messenger RNA. RefSeq names its product phosphotransferase family protein. The transcript has 3 exons. Lineage: Eukaryota; Fungi; Ascomycota; Eurotiomycetes; Eurotiales; Aspergillaceae. The record is from RefSeq and is a predicted model, not a curated record. Bases 1 to 987 code for a protein of 328 amino acids.
AUGGGUAUGAAGAUCCGCCUGGCUCUUGUUAAGGUGAUUUUGCAGGGGUUUGGUCUACAGGUGCCUCUCGAAGCCAGCGACAGAAAUCUCUUUUUGGGUGCACCACCUCACACCGCCAAGCCUCCCUCGACAGGUGCAUCUACAUUAGUACUCCGUCUUAGCAACCCUCAGGCAAUGGGAUUGAAUCAAAAUCGGGUACAAAAUGAGGUGGCCGCUAUGAGUAUUGCACGCGCCGGAUUACGCACCUAUCAGUCUGGCCUUGAAGUUCUCGUUCCGGCCAUUUAUGCUUGGAAGGCAACUUCGUCAAGUGAAGGUACUCCUGGGCUUGUCUGGAUUCUAAUGGAAUACAAGAGCGGCGUGUCUCUAGAUGAGCAUUUUCCUAGCCUAUGUACCACCAAGAAAAAGGGUGUUCUCGAGCAGAUUGCAGAUGUCAUCGUGGGGAUUGAGCGCUCCCAGUUACCGUUAGAGGUCAAUCAAUUUGGAGGAUUGACGAUAGACAAUAAAGGCUCUAUCAUUAGCGGAGAGAUGACGAUCGUUAAGGGGGGGGGACCAUGGAAGACCUAUGAAGCUUGGUGGCAGGAUAGACUGCAAGAUCAGCUGAAAGGUGCAGAUAAAAGUCCGGUUAUAGAAGGGUGGCGGCCGGAUGGCGAUCUUCGCCAGCACCUUGAGGAGUUUAUCGCCCAUGGACUAAGUUCUGUGCUUACUAGAGCGGGAUUUGAUUCCAGCAAGCGAGUGCUUAUACAUGGGGAUUUCACAAUGAACAACAUGCUUGUUGACCCAGAUACCGAUCAACUCACGGCAGUGCUCGACUUUGACUUCUCCUACAUUGCCCCCCCCCCAGCGCAUCUGUUUUUCACUUCUCUGCAAAGCCUAGGCACCGGCACUGACCCAACUGGUGGUAAACUUACCAAGACAUUGCUGACAGGUACAUUUGAAGAUAUCAGUGACAUGUCAGAGAAAGGAAAUAGUAUAUGGUGGCAGGCGUGA